Molecule: messenger RNA, 543 nt
Organism: Coniosporium apollinis CBS 100218
Lineage: Eukaryota; Fungi; Ascomycota; Dothideomycetes
Exons: 2
Coding region: 1-543 (180 amino acids)
Biological process (GO): attachment of spindle microtubules to kinetochore
Cellular component (GO): spindle microtubule; DASH complex
Source: RefSeq, a predicted model, not a curated record
AUGGCGAACUCCCUCGAAGGCUGUGUCUCCUCGCUGCGCUCUUCGAUGCAACUCCUCGACUCUUCAAUAUCGAUCCUCGACUCCGGUGUCAACGACUUCCCGCGCUUAGCAAAGGUGCUUCAAACCACACGACACUUCGAACUCAUCUCCGAACCCGAUCUUAUCGCCGCGCAAGCCUCCCUCCUCUCCGAGAUCCGCCCCGAAGUCGACAACCUCCUUAACCGCGUCUCCAACUACCUCGACAAGCUCGAGCGGCGCGAGCAAUCUCUCAUCGCCAAGUGUGAACUGAACGAAGGGCGACUUUCGCGAGACAGCAGCUCUGCCUUCGCCAAGCCGCAGAAUGCGCGAAAAGCAAGUAGUAGCUACGGGGUCUCGCGGCAGAGUGUUGGCGGGGUUAGUGCUAUGGAGGAGUUCAAGAUCAAGCAGCUGAGGCAGAAGAAGGAGAGGUUGAGCUACGCGGUGGAGCGGUUGACGAUGCAGGCGCAUCAGAGGGAGAGGCAGUUGAGGAUGAGUAUGGCGGCGCCGCAGCAGCAGUUUGAGUAA